UCGCAACCCACCUCCCAGGAUGAGGCUGAGUAGACGGACAGCCCCACUGGUGGAAGUGUAUGGAGCUGCAGGAAUGAUGGUCUGCCCUGGGAGGCGCGGAUGACAUGACGCCUGCUUUCUACAACGCCUGUCUCAGCCCAUCGACCUUCUUCCUCACGGGCAUUCCUCAGCUGGAAGCGGUCCACGCGUGGCUCUCCCUCCCCUUUGGCUCCCUGUACAUCAUGGCCGUGCUUGGGAACUGCACCAUCCUCUUCCUCAUCAAGGCGGAGCCUGGCCUCCACCAGCCCAUGUACCUCUUCCUUUCCAUGCUGGCCGUCACUGAUUUGGUGCUCUCCUCCUCCACCCUGCCCAAGCUGCUGGCCAUCUUCUGGUUCGACCACAAGGAGAUAGGCUUCCACUCAUGCCUCCUCCAGAUGUUCGUCAUCCACUCGUUCGCCACAGUUGAAUCGGGGAUCUUCCUUGCUAUGGCUUAUGACCGUUAUGUGGCGAUAUGUGCCCCCUUGAGACACAGGGCCAUCUUAACCCAUUCGGCUGUGGUCAAGAUUGGGGCGACAGCUCUCCUGCGGGGCUUCCUCUAUAUCUCUCCCCUUCCUUUGCUUGCGAGGAGACUGACUCGCUACCACACCAACAUCAUUGCACACUCUUAUUGUGAGCACAUGGCUGUGGCCAUGCUCUCCUGCGAGGACACCUCCAUCAGCAACAUCUAUGGCAUGGUAAUUGGCUUCCUGAUCCUCAUCAUCGACUCCCUGGGCAUCGGGGUGUCUUACGUCCUGAUCCUCCGGGCAGUGAUGAAUUUGGACACAGCAGAGGCUCGACUCAAAUCUUUUAGCACUUGCAGCUCCCACAUUUGUGCCAUCUUAGCCUUCUACGUCCCCAUAGCAGUCUCCUCCCUGAUCCACAGGUUUGGCCACCAGGUGUCUCCUCCAGCUCACAUUCUUCUGGCCAACUUCUAUCUCAUCUUUCCCCCUGUUUUGAAUCCCAUUGUUUACACUGCCCGGAGCAAAGAAAUGCAGAGGAAAUUAGCCAACACGCUCUCCUGGGCCCGGAGACAAGCCAGACGCCUCUUGUAA
Python bivittatus (Burmese python) is the source of this 1070-nucleotide messenger RNA. Its product is annotated as olfactory receptor 52M1-like. Gene Ontology annotation, biological process: G protein-coupled receptor signaling pathway. Gene Ontology annotation, molecular function: olfactory receptor activity; G protein-coupled receptor activity. Gene Ontology annotation, cellular component: plasma membrane. The record is from RefSeq and is a predicted model, not a curated record. NCBI's taxonomy places the organism in Eukaryota, Metazoa, Chordata, Lepidosauria, Squamata, Pythonidae.